AUGUUGUUAGAGUGGAUGAUGAACGGACACGCCAUUCUUUACACGGGGGUCACUUUGGCCUUCUGGAGUACCAUUCUAGUCGUCGGUAUAUGCUAUACCAUAUUUGACCUUGGAUUCCGCUUUGAUGUGGCAUGGUUUUUGACAGAAACGUCUCCUUUCAUGUGGGCCAGUCUGGGCAUUGGUCUGGCCAUUUCUCUGUCUGUAGUGGGAGCUGCUUGGGGGAUCUACAUCACUGGUUCAAGCAUCAUUGGUGGUGGUGUCAAGGCUCCAAGAAUUAAAACAAAAAAUCUGGUCAGCAUCAUCUUCUGUGAAGCUGUUGCCAUUUAUGGGAUCAUCAUGGCUAUCGUCAUUAGCAACAUGGCGGAGAACUUCAGUGCAACAACCCCAGAGACCAUUGGAGCACGAAAUUACCAAGCUGGUUACUCCAUGUUUGGAGCUGGUCUCACUGUGGGCUUUUCCAACCUUUUCUGUGGGAUCUGUGUGGGCAUUGUGGGCAGUGGAGCCGCUCUGGCAGACGCCCAGAAUGCUAGCCUCUUUGUGAAGAUCCUUAUUGUGGAAAUCUUUGGCAGUGCAAUUGGCCUGUUUGGAGUCAUUGUAGCAAUUCUGCAGACCUCUAAAAUAAAGAUGGGCGAUUAGAUGCUCUUACAUGCUGAGAAGAAAAGUAUACUGCUGAAAAAUCAGAUGGAUUAUUGUGUACAUACAUCGUAAAUUAUUGGAAUGUCUAUAUUUGGUGUGUAUUGUUUUUAACCAUCAUUUGUAUAAGAGUGGGUUGAUCCUAAGGAAGCUUGCAUGUUGAAUAGGGAAAAAGUGUUUUUUUUUUCUUGUGCAUUUCCUCAUGUUCUCACCAGAUAAUUGUAACAAUUCAGCUUCAUGACUCAUGGAAGUAAUCUGCAGCUUUCAGCUGUGAGGCUUUUCUUUCUUUGAGAGGUUUUCUUGUAUAAUCUUUCAGACCACUCUUAUUCAAUGAUGUUUAAAACUGAGUAUUUGAAAAUAGUGUGUGUGUGAAUGCAGAACAUAUGAUUCACCCUUCUUUUUUCUUCCUUUCUGUGAAGCUUGAGGACGUUUGUGAUUGUGCUUGUGGUCUGGUUUGUCAGUUUUUGUUUUUGUAUUUGGAAAUCUGAAGCUGGGCCUUUCUGCAGGUGGUUCCCAUACAGUGUUUAUUUUUUUCCGUUCCCUAGCUCCUAAUAGAAAACAUUUAUGAAUUUCAAAUUAAGACUAUUGUAAAGUUGUAAUUGUGCAACAUAUAAAUCAGAGCAGUCAUUCCCAAGCCAGCCAUUUGUAUACCACACAGUUCUUGCUGUUUCAAAACAAAAAUUCAUUUUCAAAUUACAAGACAUGACAGGCUGUUUAAAAGUUGUAACAAACUAAAGGAAUCUUUUAGAAGACGUAUAUACAUUUUAUGUUUUCAAAUAAAAUGUCCAUCAUUGCCUCGUCGCAGCCAUUUUUGUUUGUCGUAGCUUCAUUCACCAUCGUUCAACUCAGAAAAAGAUGAGGCAUGUUUGCAGUAAGAAAUUGGUUUCUUACUCAGUUUAAAUCGGUCUCAGUUGAUCUGAUACUUCAGAUUAUUAAUCUUUUACUUGAUACUUUUUUUUUGUAUGUUUGUAUCCAUUCUGGUUUAGAUAUGUGACAGUCAAAUCUGCAUUAUCUGCUUAUUGUUUACCAAGAUUUAACCAACAUUCCUCAAAUUGUGUGACAUUUGUGGUUGUUUUGAAAUGGAAAUCAAGACAAUGUGACUUCUAAAAUAUCUCAUUAGCUUUAUUAAUGCUUAGACAUUUGUUUGUAAAUCCUGUUCAUUAGGAGUCUUUCGGGGAUUUUAAAUUGAAGUUGCCUGACAGAAGAAAAUAUUUAAAGCAAGGCAUUCCCAGAGAUGAUACAGUUAAUUUUUCUGUUCCCUUUUCCUUCACUGCUUUAUUGCAGCGUAAAAAUCAUAUCAUACAUUAGAAAGGUGCAUUGUAUUUUGUUAAACAAAUCUCAUUCUAAUUAAAACACCUAAAAGAAGAUUUAUGAUUAAAAAUGGGCUACGAAAUUCUAUGAAAUUCUGGGUUUGUAGUAACUGUAGAUGGUACUGUGUAUACACUGUGUUGAUGUGAUGGUGCUCAGAAAAUAUCCCAUUGUUUUUAACAUUGUGGAAGAUGCAAGCAAAAUCUGAUUUUCCUUCUGGCUCCAUAAAUGUUGGGAAACAAAAUAAAUGGUUUAAUCAA
Molecule: messenger RNA, 2201 nt
Organism: Cyprinodon variegatus (sheepshead minnow)
Lineage: Eukaryota; Metazoa; Chordata; Actinopteri; Cyprinodontiformes; Cyprinodontidae
Gene: atp6v0b
Product: ATPase, H+ transporting, lysosomal 21kDa, V0 subunit b
Exons: 8
Coding region: 1-636 (211 amino acids)
Biological process (GO): proton transmembrane transport
Cellular component (GO): proton-transporting V-type ATPase, V0 domain
Molecular function (GO): proton-transporting ATPase activity, rotational mechanism
Source: RefSeq, a predicted model, not a curated record